Penicillium samsonianum is the source of this 1671-nucleotide messenger RNA. RefSeq lists its product as uncharacterized. The transcript has a single exon. The record is from RefSeq and is a predicted model, not a curated record. The coding region runs from base 1 to 1671 and encodes 556 amino acids. Lineage: Eukaryota; Fungi; Ascomycota; Eurotiomycetes; Eurotiales; Aspergillaceae.
AUGGCAGCCAGUGUAUUAAUAUUCAGCAUUUUCAUGCUGGCGCUUCCUGUGGUCGCAAGUGAGGCUUCGACCGCAGACCAUCUUGGGUGGCAGGGCAGCCCCAAUCGUCGAGGCACCUGGGAUAUUAUCCUCAGUUGUGGAACAACAAUUUUCGCAUGCACGUGGAGUGUCCAGCAUUUGAAUGUACCAGCAGCACAUGAUGGCACCUUCAAAAAGUUUCUACGAAGUUGCCAGUGGAUGAUCAUCACCGUUUUGUUUCCCGAAUUUAUCAUGGCACAUGCUUUCUUCGAGCUUUUGAUGGCAAUUGAGGCCACAAAAUUGAUCGAAGGGACUAGAAAAAUGGCAGUGACAUAUCCUUUGUUGAUCAGGAAGCUUUUUGUUCGAGGUCAUACACAAAACAACGACUCAGAACAGGGCAAGGAUUAUAAAGGGCCAGAGUGGACGCUCACACAUUCAUAUUUCGCCAACAUGGGAGGACUUUCCUUCGAGCAUACAGACGAUACAGACGAGCAGGAAUACACACAAUUCCCUCUGACUGCAUUUCAAUAUGCCGCGCAGCUUGAUCUUUAUGCUAGCCCGGAGAUUUAUGAAGAUGACAUCAAAGACAAGGGCAAACAGGAUUACUUCGCCAAGGUAAUUGCUAUACUGCAAAUAUGCUGGUUGAUUUUCUCCCUUAUCACUCGAAAGAUCCGGGACCUACCCUUCUCUCAAUUUGAAACGCUCACCUUGGGUCUCGCGGUCUGCGGUAUUGCCGUUUAUAUCACCUACUGGUAUAAGCCUCAAGGCAUUGGUAUAGCAAUAAAGAUUGCGAAACGAGAAGUCUGCGUGGUACCCCAAUUUUCCAGAACAUACGACAGCUUUUGGGAUGUCCUUUCAAACUCAAGAAAAGAAACGAGUUCCCAGCCGGUCCACCGCAUCAAGAAUGACAACAUCCCUCUGGCCAAAUCAGAUAAAUGGCAUACAACAAUCAUUGUUUUGGCUGUUUUAUCUGCGGUGUUUGGCUGCAUUCAUAUAAUUGCAUGGAAUUUCGAGUUCCCCUCUGACGUGGAGAAGCUCCUUUGGAGAAUCGCAACCGUUAUGUCGAUUGUAGUCCCUGGACUUGGUUUGAUCACUAUUUUGCUAGCACAAUUUACUGCUCGGGAUGGUAACCCGCAGGAAUUCAUGCGCAAUUGUCUCGAUGUUCUGAGGGAGUUUUCAUGGUUAUAUCAUGAUAUCGAUUCCACCACGAAGGCAAUGAGUGCCUUGCAAAAUAUUUACAACAAUCCAAGCUCUGACGGCGACGACGCACAGCAUUUAUAUAAAGAUAUUCUUACCACCGAGACUGAAUAUCCACUUGGGCCAGAGAUGCUCAAGUUCAUUAAAAAAGAACCACCUUUUGAGAAAAGCAAUUCAAUCCAGCUGCCGGAGAAAUUUCUAUCUCAAUUCAGCUUCCUGGUCGAAUUGAUGAAUGAAGAAGGACCAAAAAGUUUGAUCGAUAGCGCAAAAACUAAUUUGUUUCCCCGUCGAACUUUGAUUCCAAGAUGGGUGAACUUGUCCAUUCUGUAUGCCACCAACUUGAUCUACAUUGUGUCCCGACUUAUGAUCAUGGCAUUGGCUCUCGCGAGCCUUCGAUCUAUGCCACAAGGGGUGUAUAUCACGACAUGGACAAAGAAUCUUCCAGCUAUACAAUAG